Pocillopora meandrina is the source of this 7221-nucleotide messenger RNA. The record is from the annotation of a GenBank genome assembly. Lineage: Eukaryota; Metazoa; Cnidaria; Anthozoa; Scleractinia; Pocilloporidae.
AUGGACGGAGUAAUCUCCGACGCAGCUGUGGAAACAGUGACAAGGGCCGCAAUGGAUUUGUCUCUGUCAGGAGCAGGAUUUUCUAUUUCACUCAAGAUUGACAACCCCUGGUUAGCGGGAGCUGUAAGUCUUGGUGCAUUAUCGUUAGGUGCUUUCUACCUCGCCCGUAAGGGGCCCGCGGAGGGUGCCAUAAAAAGAGCCUUAGAAAGGACUCUAUUCCGCGAUGUGGAUCCUGAAGUUACCAAUAUCACAGAUGGACAUUCCAUCUUGGUGGAAUUGCAAUGUCACUCAGAGAUGAGUCUGUUGUUAUUUCUGGAAGACUAUGAGUCGAAAACAAUCAAGUUUAGAUUGGAAAAGGAGUUAAAAAAAAUUGGAUUUAAUGAUCAAUUAGAAGUCGUUAUUCAGAAUGAAGGAUUGGUGAACAAGGAAGCAACAGAGAUAAGGUAAGGAUUUAACACUUUGACUUCCUAUAGUGAUCAGAAAGUACUUUCUCUUUGCAAUGUGAACACACUUUAAAGCAAACAGGUGGUGGGAAUAAAGAAACAUCAACCGAGGAAUAUUAUUCGAUUUCACACCAAAUUCCUAGAACUAACUCUGUACGAAAUGUGUGGCAGAUUGUAAGGAAUAUUUCUGUCAAGAUCAAAGAAGUGAAAGAGUUAAUUGGGGGGCCCUAUGCUGUUUAAGUUCGGGGAAAAUUGUUUUGUUGUGAAGUUGGAUCCUCAUUUCCGCUUGCGAAAUGACCAAAAUUAAACAAAGAUUCAAUUUAAAAAUUUUUACAUUGAGGCUACGUAAUCGUGCGGAUGGUUUUCGUCAGAGAUUAGCUUUCACAAUUGAUUUCUGACGCAAGAAACUAACGAACAAGAAGAGAAUUAACAAACAAGUGAAUGAUGAAUUAAUGGAUAGAUUAAUACAUGCAGGCAUGAAUGAUUGAUAACUGAAUAUGUUUACUGCAGAGAGAGACAUGCCACCCAGAGAAAAACGCUCUCAUUAGAAAACUGGCAUGAAAGGUAUGAAGAACUCGCAGACAUGAUCAACAAACUCUUUGAAAUGCAAGUGCAUGCUCCUCAGGAAACUGGAAGGCCCAAGAAUCCGAGAACUAGAGAACCUUUACAUCAGUUACAAGAGCUGGAGAAGGUCUUGGAGGGAUCAACAAGAGCAAACGACUUACACGAAAAUGAUAGUGAUGGAUUCCAGAAAUCUAACGUUAUAUUGGAGGAGCUGAGCGGUGUUAAGGAAACAUUAAAACGAGAAAUGACAAUAUCCAGGGGCUUGCGAAGAACCGUUGAAAAGCUUCAAGAAGAAAACAGGCGACUGGGAAAAAGUUCAGAGCCCGCAAAUGUUCAUGGAACAAAUGAUGGGAAAGAUGAAAGUCUCCAGUUGAAGAGUUUGACCAAGGAAAAGACCGAUGAGAUUAAAGCAUUAGAGAGUUAUCUCCUGGAGCUGCGUGAAAAAGUGCAUGAGCUGGAGAAAGAAAACGAAUCGUUGCAGCAAAAGUUGAAGAAAAAGAUUGGAGGCGAGGCGUCAUGGCUGACGGUCACUCAUUUCGAUUCUCCGGUUUUCUUUGUUUUAUUCUCAGUUUAAUUCUUCUAUAUCGCGGAAAAACGACUGAUCAGGGCCAAUCUCAAAUGUUCCCGCGUUUAGCUGACGAUUUCUUCUUGGUUCUACAAGAUGAUUUUGUAGUUUCAAUGAACUUAAAUAUCUUCACAGCGUCCUGGACUAGGCGACAUAUUGUUUUGCCAAUCCUUCGAAGAGGUUUUUCUUCGUCAAGAAUCAGUUAUUAUCCUAACUCUGUUGCAAGUUACCAAACUAUUCUUCUCCAGUUGAGCGGCGACGUAAACCCAAAUCCUGGUCCAAAUGGAGCCGAGCGGCACAAUUUUACGGAACAGCAAAAGUCCUCUCGUCUUCUAACCUUUUAUGCUAAUGCACGAAGCAUCGUCAACAAAUCAAGCAAAUUGGAUUUAGCCAUUGCCGCUCUGGGCUAUGAUAUAAUUGUUUUAACUGAAACUCAUCUGGACAGCUCCAUCCCUGACGGUGAAAUCUUUCCUAGUAACUACUCGGUAUUUAGGCGGGACCGAAAGCUCAAUGGACGUCAUGGAGGAGGGGGUAUUGAUUGCUACGCGAGAACACAUCAAAGCGGUUCCCCGUGAUACUACACAGAACGAUUCAGAGUUCAUCUUCGUCGAUCUUCUUUUCUCAUACAAUCGCAAAGUCACUUUGGGAGUUUUCUAUCGUCCUCCCAAUAACGAUCCUAAGCCUUUAGAGGACUUACAAGCUGUUUUGCAAGAGUUUUCGACGAACGAGUUGAUUCUUGUUGGCGAUUUCAAUCUUCCGGAGAUUGAUUGGUUGAAUAACAGAUUCUUGCGUCAAUCUGAUAUUUACACACUCAUGAUGGACAUCGUCCAAGACAUUUUUGACACAGUUGAUAAAUGAACCUACCAGAGACUCGAACAUCCUAGACUUAGUUCUCACUACUUCGCCCGACCUCGUAAACCAUUUGGUUGUUGGAGAACCCUUUUCAGAUCACAAUUCUAUCUCCUUCUCGUUAUCUGGUAUACCUUACGUCCAGCGUAAAUCACAGAAGUUGUUGUAUUGCUAUGGUAAAGCCGACUGGGAUCACUUAAGAUCGCUGUUAUCUUAUAUUCCAUGGCAUUGCGCCUUCUUCGACAGCGAUAUUAAUCAUAAUUGGGCUUGCUGGAAAGACUUGUUAUUUACAGCAGUGGAUGAGUGCAUUCCCAAACGCAAGAAUAAAAAGAGAUCCAGUGCCCCUGGAUUACACAGGAACUUAUUGUUUUGUGCAAAAAGAAGAAAUUAUUGUAUAAUAGAGCUCGCAGAAAAAAACAAUUCAACUAUUUGGGAAAAAUAUCGGCAACUCAACAAUUCUGUUAAGAGACUUUGUAACACAGCUAGAUGGUCGUAUAUAAAGAAACUUGCACUUGAUCUACAGGAAAAUGAAAACCCGAAACCUUUCUGGAAUUUUGUUAAGUCCAAGAGAAGAGGCACUAAUAAUCUCAUCUCUAUAAGCGUCGAUGGAUGUGCUCUGACUGACGACUUCAGUAUUGCUCAGAGUAUGAACUCAUAUUUCUCUUCGGUGUUUACUACCGAAGAUUAUGCAAAUUUUCCCACUCAAGACUGCACUGUUGACAAGAAACUUGCGAAAAUUGAUUGUUCUGUCAAUGAGGUCAAACGCCAUCUUCUGAAACUCAAGCCCAACAAGUCUCCUGGGCCUGACCAUAUCGCGCCGUGCAUUUUUAAGUCGUGUGCUUCGGAAUUAGCACCUUCGUUAACGUAUAUGAUAAACAAAUCGUUGUCUCUUGGCCUUUUGCCUGAGGAAUGGAAACAUGCCGACAUUACUCCUCUACAUAAGAAGGGUUCCAAAUCUUCGAGAGAAAAUUACCGCCAAAUUUCCCUUACUUCAAUUGCUUGUAAGAUCUGUGAAAAAAUUGUUUUUGAUAGGAUGAUUAAGUUCUGGCGCGAAAUCGACUUUAUCAAUAGCAACCAAUUUGGCUUUUUACGAGGAAGAUCUACUACAACUCAAAUGUUAUCAACGUUUAAUGACUGGGCGAAAUCCCGUAAUUCAUCCACUCCUACCGAUGUUGUUUUUUCUGGAUCUUGCCAAAGCCUUCGACAGCGUUCCUCAUGAGCGACUGCUUUUAAAAUUGAAAUGUAGCGGCAUCGACGAAUGUUUACUCAACUGGCUGAGACACAUUUUUGGUGGGGCGCAAACAACGUGUAGUCGUUAGGGGAUCUUAUUCUGAUUGGUCGUGCGUUACCUCCGGAACUCCACAGGGAACCAUUCUCGGGCCCCUAUUGUUUUUAUUGUAUAUUAAUGACAUAUCUGAAUUCUUAUCAUCUACAGUAAAAUUAUAUGCAGACGACACGAAGAUCUACAGAGAGAUAAUUGACCCUAUAAAAGAUAGUCAGCUUCUUCAGGAUGAUCUUAAUAAUCUUAGCGCAUGGGCUCGUAAGUGGCAGCUACGUUUCAACGCAGACAAAUGCGAAUCUAUGCGAAUCACGCAUUUACGCGAUAAGUCGGUAACUAAUUAUUUCUUAGAAAAGCCCCUGAAAGACGUGACUAAUUUUAAAGAUCUCGGUGUCACACUAACUAGAGAUCUUUCAUGGGGCCAUCACAUAAGUAUCACUGUCAAUAAAGCGAACAAAGUUUUAGGUUCCAUUAAACGCUCAGUAGGCACCGCUAACACAAAUGUUUUUUCUAUGCUGUACAUGUCUCUGGUACGGCCAAUCUUGGAAUAUGCGGUACCUGUUUGGUGUCCUUACCUUGUUAAGGACAUCCAUGCCUUGAAAAAAUGUACAGCGAAGAGCCUCAAGACUCGCUUUAAAUCAACGCAAAGGAGAAAUGUCCUAUGAAGACCGAUGCAAACUGUUAAAAUGGCCCCUCUCUCUGACCGUAGAACUUACUUAUCUUUAGUCGAAUGUUAUAAGAUAGUUUUGGUUUUUAUCAUUUAAAUUUUGAAGACUUCUUUGAUACUGCCACGAUUCGGUCUACGAGAGCAAAUCAUCAAUACAAACUCUAUAUUAAACCAGCUAGACUUAAUUGUUACAAAAAUUCUUUUUUUAUUAGGAUUGUCAAAUUAUGGAACGAGUUACCGGGUGAUAUAGUGGAAGCUGACAGCUUUCAGCAUUUUAAAUCUAAACUUAAAUCGUACUUAAAUAUUUGAUUGUAAUGAUUUUGAUUUAUAUUUUGUCUUUUCUUUUAAGGGAGUUUUUACACAGGGAUAACCUCUUAACUUCCUUUUCUAGAAGUAUUUUCUUUUUAGUUUUAUUUGUAUAUAAUAGUUAUCAUCUGCUUCUGGAAUAAAUAAAGUAUGUAUGUAUGUAUGUAUGUAUGUAAAGGAGGAGGAACUUGGGCGAUUUCAAGGAGACGUGACAGGUUGAUGAUAAAAAGAUUGAUAAUAAUUAAUUUUUAGUUUUAAGUAAAUCAUUCCUUGAGGUGUAAACUGAAUUAAUUAUAUGAGUAGCAAGAAAACUCAAACACUAGCCAGUUAUUCCUUGUACUUUCCCUUUGGGCAGAGCUUUACACAAAUCCUUGGGGAAUUCACAGAGUCGCGCAAGCAAGAGGAGGUUGUGGCCUCUCCUUUGAGACAGAAAUUUCAUGCAUAAAAGUCUGGUAACACUCUUACAGAAAGAGAAAUUAAACCGUUAAAGCGACAAUAUUUAGUUUUGGUUCAUAUAUUGUAGACUUAUAUUAAGAUUAUCAAUCAUCAAGCAGAAAAAAAAUCAAACGUUACGUUACGAAAAAGUUUAAUCGUUUCUUUUCGUUAGAUGCUCUCGUUUCCUUUCAGAAACAAAAACCACUGCACUGAAAUGAAUAGAGUUAUUGAUGAAUAUAUUCACUGUUUUGCCUUGCUUCUUCAUUCAGAUGACGUCGAACCUUCAUCUCGACCCAGGACCUCUUCGGGUACAUCUUUGGGAGCGAGCUCUGGUUACCAGUCUGAGGAAGAGCCUGACGAAUCAAGUAAGUCCUGGAUUUUCGGUGUUAGUUAGCAACGUGCACGAUUCUUGUGAAAAUUAUGAUAGCAAUACAAUAAAUGUUAUAUUUUUUAGUAAAUAUCAGUGUAAAUAUUCUGAGUGAAUCUUCCUGUAAUAACUAACUAAGAGAUUUUUCCUUUUUAGUGAAACGCUGAAUCCUUUCACCUUGGCACUGAGGUUAAUGAUUGUAUUUUGAACUAGCUUUAUCAGCAAGAAAAAGUUUCAUAUACAUCAACUGCUUUAAAAACACUUUCAAUCUUAGUCAGGCGACACUUAAUUAUAUCUAUGUAAUGUUUUGGAAUAUCAAGCAUCUAUUUUUAAAAUACAUUGCACUGAUCAGUGAAUCAGUGAGGUAACUUUCUGCUGAUUUUUUUUCUAUUGAUCCAGGUUUGGAGAUUAUUCAAAUGCCUCAAUCUCAAGCCGUGCAGGAAGGGAAAACAUUGGUGCUGAGUUGUCGAACCCGGGGUCUACCGGAUAUUCGUUACCGUUGGGUUAAGGACGACAUUGAAAUCCCUGGGGCCAAUCGUUCGGACCUGGUGCUGAGCUCAGUUAGGAUGGAGGACUUUGGACGUUACUUUUGUCGUGUGUGGGAUAAGAGUGGAUCUGUUACUUCAGAUAUCGCUGAAGUCGAUGUAUUCCCUGCUCCUGGAAUGAGUAAGUACUUUUUCCUGUUGUUUUUUCGUUAAAAAAAGAAAACAGAAAAAGGGAAAAAGGAGUUAGAGAACAUUUACAAGAUAAAUCCUCUGAAAAGGGUAGAGAUUAAGGAAGGCUUGCAUUUGCUACACGAAUGUUACUCGUGAAUGUUCAGUUGAGCACUGUUUGUGACUGAGGGUCAGAAUGCUGACGCCUUCAACUUUGCGAAAGGGACUUUGAGCGGACGAAACGCCUCGUCAUACCAGCAACAAACCAUUUUCAUACUGAAGCAUUUGUCAAUUUUUUAUUUUGUGCAAACAUAAUUUUUCAGACUUUUUAGUGACAACCAAACAGGAAUUCGAACCGACUUCAUGUAAACAAGGCAAUCAAAAUGGCAUUCGAAAGACGAGAAUUCAAAUUAUCCCUAAUUCUGUGUGUUAAUUCAUGAAUAACCGAAUGGAUGAACAAGUUCUCCCAAAAUAAAUGAAUAAAUUUGCAUUAUAUCAGACAUUUAAAUCUCCCCACAUAAACUCACCUCUAACCACUCAUUUUAUUUUGAUCUUUACAUAGGAUUUAGAGGUUUACAUGAGACAAACAUGGAGACAAAACAAGCCAUCAUUGACCUGCUCAACAAGAAGCGCCUUCCUGGCCUGGCGUCAUGGAAGCAAGUGGCACGAAGGUAUGGAAUGAGAGAAAAGGAAAUCUCCUUUUUAGAAAGCGCAAAAAACCCAGCAGGAGCUAUGUUGGAGAGUCUGGCCUCCCUUUCGCCUAAUAUCACUGUUUAUUUCAUCUGUAAGACCUUUAAGGAGACUGGACUCAGACGGAUGGAUGUUGUUAACGUCUUGUCGAGGCAUGUUGUGACGCCCAUGAAGUCAACUCAAUAGAGCCAACCCUAAUUUUCCUCAACCUAGUCAAAACAACUGAUUAAGGUUGUGUUCUGUCUUUCACCUUGCAUUCUAUCAUUCCACGCUCGCUCAAAGAAUAAUUCGUUGAAUGUGCAGCCCCUCCAGUUUAAUGUUUUCCUAAUUUAAUUGUAAAGGCAGACACACGAUACAGAAAAAUAGCAGUAAUUUUAUUGCCUGAUUUGGUUAAACAAAGAGU